UGGCGGAAAGAAAAAGAGCUGAAUUUUGAAUCCCAUUGUGCCUACUCAGUACCUGAAACGAGCAGGGACCGAGAGGCGGGCGCUGGUCCGUGGGCGCAGCGGGCCGCUGCCUGCUCCGCUGGCCCGCAAACAAACGGCCGUGGCAUCGGCAGAGGGGGAGCCAAGUGUCGCCGGGCCGGAGAGAAGCUGUGCCCAUGAAAAUCCAUGAACCGCUUUGUUUUUAAACUGCUACAUGGCAGGAAAUGAGAUGCUGAGCUUGGCAGAAAAGGGCCUUGGAAAAUGGGAAUAUGCCUAUCUUUUGAUGGGGCUGUUAUAAAUAUUAAUAAUAUUGCAAUUUUGGGAAAAAGCUGUUGUUUUGGCAUGCGGGUUGGAAUAGAAAACUAACUUCCAGGCGGUUCUCUGCAUGGACAAAACUGGAGUCAGGUUACUGCUCUGCUGCAGAAUGUGCUUUUGUUACUGAAGAAAACACUACACUGCAAAGUUUUCAGGAGGUUCACAAUGUGGUUGGAGUAUUAAUUAAAGAGAAAUGCCUAGGUAAUUGAUGGUGGAUUUCAGUGAAUGAGCCAAAGGAAAUGAAACACGGGGUUUCACCAUCAGUGGUAAAAUAUUGCCAUGGCAAUGGGUAGCUUUGCCAGGAAUAAACAAACAACAACAGGCCUCUUUCAGAAAAAAAAGAGAAUUUUCUGUUCUCACCUCACCAUGUCUGUGCCACUGGACAUCUUGGAGGGGAGAAGAUGGUGUAGCCUACUUAUGCAAGUCCUACAAAUCCAGCUUCCUUCUCACCGGUUGGAUUUUCCCCAUCUUACAGCACCUCGCAGGUUCUUCUCUGAGCAGUACGUUGCCUGAGUGAGUGGAAACAUACAGAUCAGCUGCAGGUUUCUAUCUACAAAAACAGAGUGAAAGAGAAAGAAAAGGGUUGGGAAAGCAGAGACAAAUAUUGACCUGGACUUAGAGAAAGACAUCCAAUGGCUGAAUAAAGAACCCUGUUCAUGUUUUGGGAUAUUCUUUCAACUGGCUGGAACGAGAGCGGAUCAAAAGAAUGGGAAAUGCCAGCAGACCCUUUAGAAGAAUUGCUUAUUUCUUAUGCCUUUUAUCUGUGCUUUUGCUGACUGAAGGGAAGAAACCAGUGAAGCCAAAAUGUCCUGCCUGGUGUACUUGUACCAAAGAUAAUGCUUUAUGUGAAAAUGCCAGAUCUAUUCCUCGCAGCGUUCCGCCUGAUGUUAUCUCACUAUCCUUUGUGAGAUCUGCUUUUACUAAAAUCCCAGAAGGGAGUUUUUUGCUCACACCAUCUCUGCAGCUUCUGUUGUUUACAUCCAACACUUUUGAUGUUAUUAGUGAUGAUGCUUUCAUGGGCCUUCCUCAUCUAGAAUAUUUGUUCAUAGAGAACAACAACAUUAAGUCAAUUUCAAGAAAUACUUUCAGAGGACUGAAAUCUUUAAUUCACCUGAGUCUCGCAAAUAAUAACCUCCAGUCACUUCCAAAAGACAUCUUUAAAGGCUUGGAUUCUUUAACAAAUGUAGAUCUUAGAGGCAAUGCAUUUAAUUGUGACUGCAAACUGAAGUGGUUAGUGGAGUGGCUGGGCAGCACCAAUGCAACUGUUGAAGACAUUUACUGUGAAAGCCCACCAGAAUAUAAGAAGCGCAAAAUCAAUAGCCUCUCUCCAAAAGAGUUUGAUUGCAUUAUUACAGAAUUUGAAGUUUAUCAGUCCCUGCCAUACCAAUCUCUGUCAGUAGAUACUUUCACAUAUAUGAAUGAUGAACACGUGGUUAUUGCUCAGCCUUUUACUGGAAAAUGCAUCUUUCUUGAAUGGGACCAUGUGGAAGUGAUGUUCAGGAAUUACGACAACAUUACAGGUACUUCAACUGUUGUGUGUAAACCUAUAGUUAUUGAGAGUCAGCUGUAUGUCAUUGUCGCACAGCUGUUUGGAGGCUCCCACAUAUAUAAAAGAGAUAUUUUUGCUAAUAAGUUUAUAAAAAUUCAAGAUAUUGAAAUCCUUAAAAUCCGAAAACCCAAUGACAUUGAAACUUUCAGGAUUGCUGAAGACUGGUAUUUUGUUGUUGCAGACAGUUCAAAGGCUGGUUUCACCACGGUUUACAAGUGGAAUGGGAAUGGAUUUUAUUCCCAUCAGUCUCUGCACGCCUGGUACAGAGAUACUGAUGUGGAGUAUCUUGAAAUAUCUGGCAAACCACAUUUAAUUCUGUCAAGUAGUUCGCAAAGACCUGUAAUAUAUCAAUGGAACAAAGGAACAAAUGAAUUUGUUAAGCGGUUUGAUAUUCAAGAUAUGGAAGAUGCAUAUGCUGUGAAGCAUUUCAAAGUGAAAGAGGAUGUAUACAUUUGCUUAACAAGAUUUAUUGGGGACUCUAAAGUAAUGAAAUGGGGUGGUUCAGCAUUUCUGGAUUUACAAAGGAUGCCAUCCCGAGGGUCAAUGGUAUUCCAACCACUUCAGAUAAAUAAUUAUCAAUAUGCCAUUCUUGGAAGCGAUUAUUCUUUCACUCAAGUCUAUUAUUGGGAUGCGGAAAAGGCAAAAUUUGUGAAGUUUCAAGAAUUAAACGUACAGGCACCAAGAUCUUUCAUACAUGUCUCCAUCGAUAAACGAGAUUUUCUCUUUGCUUCAAGUUUUAAGGGAACUACAUUGAUUUAUAAACAUGUCAUAGUUGACUUAAGCGCAUGACACUCAUAAUUCUGAGAUUACAUCAGACUUUCUACCGUAAGUGGACAAAAUGAACUAAAUGCAUGAUGACUCUCUUAUCUUACUUCCAAAUGAAUGCCUUUAAAAGUUGAGAUUGCUAGAACAAAGUAUUACUAGUAUCUUCAUCUUUAAUUGUCUAGUGGUGUUGGAAGUUGCAUUUUUUAACAAAAGAAAUUAAAUUAACUGUUCUUUGCAUCCACAAUAUGUAAAUACAUGUGCAACUGCAUCUGUUGCUAUAAAGAAUAUUAAGAUGUACUUUUCCAUUUAUUUAUUCACCUGUUUGAAACAACUGCCAAAUAAAAUGUUUACAUUUUGUGUCUUUCACAUUCCAAA
Messenger RNA from Hirundo rustica (Barn swallow), 3022 nucleotides. It is a transcript of the gene LGI1, whose product is annotated as leucine rich glioma inactivated 1. Gene Ontology annotation, molecular function: protein binding. The record is from RefSeq and is a predicted model, not a curated record. NCBI's taxonomy places the organism in Eukaryota, Metazoa, Chordata, Aves, Passeriformes, Hirundinidae. The coding region runs from base 1040 to 2671 and encodes 543 amino acids. The transcript has 9 exons.